This is a messenger RNA of Malaclemys terrapin pileata, 1576 nucleotides long. It is a transcript of the gene IER5L, whose product is annotated as immediate early response 5 like. The transcript has a single exon. Bases 92 to 1201 code for a protein of 369 amino acids. Lineage: Eukaryota; Metazoa; Chordata; Testudines; Emydidae. The record is from RefSeq and is a predicted model, not a curated record.
CCCCCCACCACCACCAACAACAGCCCCCAGCCCUUUCCCGGCCCGGGUGGAUGCGGCCCGGGGUGUCUGGCUGCCAGCGCGGAGCGAGCAGAUGCUGGGGGGCCGGAGGAGGAUGGAGUGCGCCCUGGACGCCCAGAGCCUGAUCAGCCUCUCCCUGCGCAAGAUCCACAACUCCCGCACCCAGCGCGGGGGCAUCAAGCUCCACAAGAACCUGCUGGUCUCCUAUGUGCUCCGCAACGCCCGGCAGCUCUACCUGAGCGAGCGCUACGCCGAGCUCUGCCGCCGCCAGCAGCACUACCAGGAGGGCGGCAUCCUGCUCGGGGCGCCCCCGGGCUGCGCGCCCGCCGGAGAGAUCCCCCCGGAAUUCAGCCCGCUCCAGCUGGCGGCCGAGGACCCAGAGCCGGGCAUGCAGCAGCCGCGGAGCUGCGGGCUGGGCGGCGCGGCUGGGGCAGCCCUGGGAAGAGGCGGCGGCGGCGACCUGCUGGAGGUGCCCGUGUGCGCUGCGCUCCUGCCCGGUGCGCCCCAGGAGGACGAGCCGCUGGAGCUGCAGCCCAGCCCGCCCCAGCAGCCGCAGCCGGCGGCCCCUUCGGCGCUUCGCAGAGACUCUUCCCCCGGCUUCUACCGGGGCGGCGGCGGCGGCAGCAGCGCUUCUUCGGGGCUGCUCUACCCGGUGCCGGCGAGCUGUGACUUCGGCAGCCCGGCGCCUCCAGGCUCGGCCAUGAGCGCAGCGAGCGGCGGCGCCUCGGCGCAUUGUAGCAGCCGCACCACGGUGCUGGACCUGGACACCCAUGUGGUGACCACGGUGGAGAACGGCUACCUGCACCAGGACUGCUGCUCGCAGUGCCCCUGCUGCUGCCAGGGCGCCGCGGGACUCGGCGCCCCGCCGCCUACCCCGGGCACCAAGCGCAAGUACUACCCGGGGCAGGAGGACGAGGAGGACGGGGACCCGGGAGGGGUGGUGGUGGGGGGCGGUUCCCCCUUCUCCCCUUGCAGCAAGCGAGCCCGCUUCGAGGACUUCAGCCCCGAGCAGCCCCCGGACUCUUCCAACAUCUCCAACUUGAUCUCCAUCUUCGGCUCCGGCUUCACGGGGCUGGUGAGCCGGCAGCAGGCGGACUGUGAACAGCCCCUCAACGGGCAGCUGUGCGGCAAGCAGGCGCUGGCGAGCCUGGGCGCCUGGACUCGAGCCAUCGUGGCGUUCUAGGGGCGGGGAGGGACGGGGGGGAGCGAUCCCAGGGACACGGACUCCGGAGGGGCCCCUGAAACAAAGAGGGGCGGGCGGGGGAGGGGAAGCCGAGCUCAUGUUUUAUAAACUGUACAAUAAAAAUCGCAGAUCUUGGGACUUUAUUUUUGCAGAGAUGAAAAGCACCUAUUUAACUAUUCCGUGUGUCCGCUCGGGCUUUAUUUUGUAUUGAGCGCGGGGGCGACUCCAGCCCGGGAGCAUGCCACGUGAGGCGAGGGCUGAUGCCCGGAGGAAGCCGUGUGUGCCGGGGAAGAGUUUGGAGAGCUGCACUUCUCUGCCCCUGGAGGAGCUGCUUGUGCUGGAGGGAGGGUGGGGGGUGGGAAGAGACGCCGAAGC